Acyrthosiphon pisum (pea aphid) is the source of this 2970-nucleotide messenger RNA. RefSeq names its product 7SK snRNA methylphosphate capping enzyme. Lineage: Eukaryota; Metazoa; Arthropoda; Insecta; Hemiptera; Aphididae. Gene Ontology annotation, molecular function: O-methyltransferase activity; snRNA binding; RNA methyltransferase activity. Gene Ontology annotation, biological process: snRNA modification. The record is from RefSeq and is a predicted model, not a curated record. The coding region runs from base 838 to 2721 and encodes 627 amino acids. The transcript is spliced from 7 exons.
CUAUAAACUAAUUAUUUCCCAUCUAAACACGCCUUUGCGCGGAUCCCGCCGCCGCAGGUUUCGUACGCUUUUUGCGAGUCUGUCCGUCCGUAAUGAACGACACGAGACGCAAUACGCCCCUUGGACUUGGGUACGGGUCAAAACCCGAGUUGCCAAGACGUGGUGAGUGCCCAGGCAAGAAAGUUAAGUGAGCUCCGAGUGCAUCGUCGCAAACACAUCUCGACGUAUCAAGUUAGUGACGGAUGACGUAAACCGCGUGCACUGUGCACUGUGCGCUAUGCAUACGAUCACGGUGUGUCGGUGCUCACUGCUCGUUGCAGGCGGUCACGCAAAUACGUAUCGCCUGUUCGACCGUACAACGGAAGGCGUAGGAUAAAAAAUAACCAGAAACAAUAAAAAAAAAAAUCGUAAUCCGCUAUGAGACUACGACACGGUCACAAGAAACCGGAGCAGAAACACGGUAAUGGAUCGCGCCGGCCGUGGCAGCACUGCGGCGAGCUUCGAACAAACACAUUGUACUCUUCGGUACCGACCACCAGUUAUUAAACAUUUCGCCGCCGAACUCGCCGGUACGCCGAUUCACACGUCCCGACGUACGCCGUGCGCAAUCACCCACCGCCGCCGCCGCUGCUGCUCUUCACCACAACUACCGCCGCUCUUCACCGCCACGGACACACCACCCCACUCCAGUCGGCCCACCAGUGUGUCCCUCCUACCCCCACCGCCGCAGCUCAUCAUCGCCACCGCAAGCACUGUCGUACGCUAAAAAUGGCGUCCACCGCCGUCUGAUCGUCGUUGUCGCCGCCGCCACUGACGUCGCACCACGCAGCCUCAUUCAUGUUGCUUAUAAUGGCGACUAAAACUGAAGUUGAGAAUGAAACAAUUGAAAAACCGCUUGAAAAUCAAGAUUUGAAUGCAGUUUGUACAAAUUUACAGUUUUGUGAUGAUAAAAUUAAACUAUACCCAACAAGAAAACGAUGUGUCAGCACAUCAAUUCUUAUAAGCGCAUCGCCAAAGAAAAAAAAAAAAGAAGAUCAAAAUAUAAUACCACCUAAAAAGUUUUUGCUUGGUGGUAGCAUGUCUGAUCCCCUCAAUUUAAAUAGUCUCCAGAAUGAAGAUAUUAAUAAGGCUAUGAAUAAAACUCCAAAAUCUUCUCCCCUACACUCAAAUACAGUGAACAUAAAAAAAGAUCAAGUGAAUGUUAUAAUUCCUCGAAAUUUAUCUGAUCCAUUGGAACUUAGCAAGUGCGAUGAAGCUAAAGCAAUUGCAUGUUCUGGUGUAGAUUCAUUAAAACCAAAAACUCCGUAUCCUAAUUAUUAUUUAUUAAUAGCAAUUUUUAAAUUUGUUUUGUUUAGUUUUAAACCAGAAUGUAAUAAAGAAAAGAAAAGAGAAGUAGAAGAAGAAAUUAUUUCUUCGCCACCUAAUAAAAAGCUCAAAACUGAAUUGCUUGAAAACUGUAUGUCCGAGUCUGAGAAUAAUAAAGUAUCAUGUGAAAUAAUUGAAGUUGUAGAAACUAUCAUAGAUGUAUUAGUGCAAGAAGUUCUAGUGUCGUUAGAUGAAUGUAAUAUUCCAAUUUCAAAAGCUCCUGUUGAAGUGGUUGUUGAAAAGAUACUCGAGCCAUGCAAAACACUGUCACCAUCUCCUGAAAAAAAAGUUGACGACGGUAAGGAAACACAAGAGCAGCGCGAAAAAAUAAAGCCCAAAAGAUGUGUAGUAAGUCCGGUUGUUAUGCAGCCUUCACUGUCGGAGAAACACAGCGUACAUCAGCAGGUCGUUGUUACGACAGCUAAACCAAAACAAAAGGUUAAUAAAAAGUUCAAAGAAAAAAAUGCAUUGUUUAAAUAUGGAAAUUAUACGAGAUAUUACGGGUAUCGUAAUCCAGAUGAUGAAGACAAUAGACUGAAAGUCUUAGCUGAACGCACGGAUUUAUUUUAUGGCAAGGACGUGUUGGACAUUGGCUGUAAUAUCGGUCAUGUUACUUUCAGCGUUGCCAGAGAUUUUGGUGCCAAGUCAGUUGUAGGAAUGGAUAUUGAUCGUAAACUAAUAAAUAUAGCACGCAAAAAUGUACAGUAUUACAUUAACGAUACAGCGCAGUCUUCCUCAUACCUUUCAUCAAAUUACCAUUUUAAAGAUUUUGCUCCAAGAAAUCGUAAUGAUUCAAACAGUGAUAUAAUCGAAUCAUUUCCUAUAUCAUUACCUAUGCUGUAUGGUCCUAUUAAUUUAGCUGGCUUGACACUAUCUGGACGAUUUCCCUACAAUGUCUCUUUUGUGCAGGGAAAUUAUGUAUUAGAAUCUGAUCUUUUACUUUCAUUGGAAACGUGUAAGUUUGACGUUAUUCUCUGUUUAAGCAUUACUAAAUGGCUUCACUUGAACUGGGGUGAUGACGGUUUGAAACGAGCAUUUAAACGCAUGUUUGCACAGUUACGACCUGGUGGAAUACUUGUGGUGGAGCCCCAGCCUUGGAAAUCUUAUAGUCGCAGGAAAACAUUGACGGAAACUAUUUGGCGAAAUUACAAAAACAUUCUGCUGAAACCUCCAAUGUUUACAGAUUAUCUGUUAAACGAAGUUGGUUUUGCCAACUGUGAAACUCUUACUAUGCCUCAUAAUCCAUCUAAAGGAUUUCAGCGCCCGCUCAAGUUAUUUAGAAAACCUAACAUAUUAGUAAAUAGAAACAAACCAAAGUCGACGAUAGUUCAACCAAAUGAAACCCAAAAAUUAUAAACAUGGUAUUGAAAUACUCACUGAAUUUGUUUAAGGCAAUAUUGUAGUCUUAAAUAUUUAUGUUAUUGUUCUUAGCACUGUAAUUUAGCAACUGGACCACGUGUAUAUUGACUUUUAUUACCAAAUUGUUAUUUAAUAUUUUUCGUGACUCAUAACUUGAAUACAUAGUAUAAAUUUUAUUCAUUGUACAAUUUGUGAGAUGAAUAAAUAUUUUUUUAUUGUUGAAAAUAUAUUGACUGCAAUAUUUUU